AUGAUCCCGAACCAAUACUCGGCGCGGGAAAUUCUCGAAGCCGUCGAUCGGAAGAGACGCGACGCCCUGCUGGACCCGUACACCGCCAGUACCAAGGAGUUCCGUAGCUUCCGCAAAAGGAACACCAAGGAUCGGAUGGCGCUGGUGAACUUGAAAAGGACUUGCAAAGCGUACAGCAAACUGCCGAUCGGGAAACACUUUGGGCAUGUACCGAUAGGCAUCCACGCGAAAACGCCCCUGGAAGCGAUGAAACAGGUGUGCGAAAUGAUCGCGCUGUUGCUGGAUUACCCCGACAUGGCGCUUUGCGUUCGGCAGCUUUACUUUUGCGUGGAGAGCCGCUGCGAUGAGGAUAUCAAGCUCCCCGCUCGUCUCCAAGACGACUUGGUAUCGGCAGCCACGUCAUCUGCGGUCAACAUGAACCUCGACUGGCGCCCCCCUCCGCGUACAGAUUCGAUUAGCGAUAUUUUGAAGACCUCCUGCGAAUCCGAGAUUUUCCUAGGUCUUGGUAUGGUGCUUUUGAUGCGGCUUCUCCCGAACGUCGAGCAUCUGGUCCUUGCAGCACACGUCCUCUCAUACAACUGGAUCAACCGCAUGUUCCCGGCUUUCGGUGGUGCCGGCGGUGGUGCCGGCGGUGCCGUCCGCCCUUGUCUCCUGAGUAGUAUUCGAUCCUUCACCUUUCAAGGAGACAGCCCAACACUACCGAGGGGCAGGCUUUUGAGACUGUGCGAUGCCACCGGUCUCUUCCAACAGGGAUCGGAACUCUUUGUGCAAGAUCUACAAGUGCGUCUCUGGCGAGAGAUCGAUACCUCGGAAGACGUUCAGCUUCAGAACCUGAGUUCCCUGGUGCUAUCCAACGUAUGGAUCGAGCUGGAAGCGUUGGAGAAGGUGGUCGACAGGAUUACUCGUCUGACCAAAUUCAUCCUCACGAACUUGGAGUGGCAGAGGUCGGCGCGCCCCGUGCCUGCCGCCUGCGACAUCAUAGACGCCUUGGAAAAGCACGCGGACAGCCUGGAAACGCUGGUCUUACGUUUCGCCCAGCGUCGGGAAGGCGUCCAUCGGCCGGUCAAGUCGCUCGCGCACUUCACGGCGCUCGAAAACCUAUGGAUCAGGUCGACGGAGUUCCGCGACGUCAAGGACCCCGGUUCAUUACCGGAGCCGGCGGACAUGAACGUGAUCAUGAUGGGCGGAGAAGACCUUUCGGGCACCGAAUACAGCGCGUUCGCGACUCUGCCGAGAGGUUUGAAGAGGUUACAUGUGGCCGGCUCUGCGUCAUACGUGGGCAUCGAUCUGGACUUGAUGUAUUACAGACUGCGGGACGGCGACCCGUCUGUCAAAGUUCCUGACGACUUCAGGCUGGACGGCCGUCACGCAAAUUCGCGAUUUUAUAUCGAUAGACUCCUACAUAUGGGCUUCAACGUCGGAGACGAGGUGGACAGACGCCCGGAUUCGUGGUGA
Colletotrichum karsti is the source of this 1455-nucleotide messenger RNA. RefSeq lists its product as uncharacterized. The record is from RefSeq and is a predicted model, not a curated record. NCBI's taxonomy places the organism in Eukaryota, Fungi, Ascomycota, Sordariomycetes, Glomerellales, Glomerellaceae. The transcript has a single exon. The coding region runs from base 1 to 1455 and encodes 484 amino acids.